This is a messenger RNA of Ictalurus furcatus (blue catfish), 5958 nucleotides long. It is a transcript of the gene evi5l, whose product is annotated as ecotropic viral integration site 5 like. NCBI's taxonomy places the organism in Eukaryota, Metazoa, Chordata, Actinopteri, Siluriformes, Ictaluridae. Bases 236 to 2842 code for a protein of 868 amino acids. The record is from RefSeq and is a predicted model, not a curated record. The transcript has 21 exons.
CUUUUCGGUUUCCGCUGGUUUUGUAGUCCGUCGUCAUCGCAAUGGCACGCGCCCGCCUGAGCCGCUCCAAUAAUGGCACUUGAAUCCAGGCCCACCUUCUGGAUCCCCAACUUUCCAUACAAAGUUGUCUGCUUCUGUCUCCGGAUCAGCCGUGUAUAAUCCCAGCUGUGUCACCCCAUCAUCCACCGACAGUAACUAACCAUUGACCUGGACCCAGCACCUGGGCUUUGUGGUCAUGUCUAGCCCUAGCAGUAGUCCAGAGAGAGAGGGAAGGGACACAGGGUCAGUUCAGCUGGAGAACCUCGGCUCUCCAGCAUGUCAGGAGGCAGACCCGCUCUCCAUUGGCAGCCCUGUGCUGAGCCCAGACUCCAGUUCCCAUGAUGCUGCUCUCUCUGCACCAGCAGUCUCGCCUGCUGACUCAGAGAAUCUCAGUCCGGAUGAACUGGAGCUGCUGGCUAAAUUGGAGGAACAGAAUAGGCUCCUGGAGGCCGAUUCCAAGUCCAUGCGCUCUAUGAGCGGCUCUCGCAGGAACAGCGGCUCCUCACUGGUGUCCAGCUCCUCAGCCUCGUCCAACCUCUCGCAUCUGGAGGAGGACACCUGGAUCCUGUGGGGACGCAUUGUUAACGAGUGGGACGAGUGGAGGCGCAAGAAAGACAAAUUGCUCAAGGAACUGAUAAGGAAGGGUAUCCCACAUCACUUCCGGGCGAUCGUGUGGCAGUUGUUGGGCAAUGCCACAGACAUGCCAGUGAAGAACCAAUACUCUGAGCUGCUGAAGAUGUCGUCACCCUGCGAGAAGCUCAUCCGGAGGGACAUUGCCCGUACCUAUCCUGAGCAUGAGUUCUUCAAGGGGCAGGACAGUCUGGGCCAGGAGGUCCUCUUCAACGUCAUGAAGGCAUACUCCCUAGUGGAUCGUGAGGUAGGAUACUGUCAAGGCAGUGCCUUCAUUGUUGGGCUGCUUCUCAUGCAGAUGCCGGAGGAGGAGGCAUUCUGUGUGUUUGUGCGGCUGAUGCAGGAGUACAGACUCCGAGAGCUCUUUAAACCGAGCAUGGCAGAGCUGGGCCUCUGCAUAUACCAGUUUGAAUACCUGCUGCAGGAGCAGCUUCCAGAGUUGAAUGUGCAUUUUCGCUCACAGAGUUUCCACACCUCCAUGUACGCUUCAUCAUGGUUCCUCACACUAUUCCUCACCUUCCUGCCUCUGCCAAUUGCCACACGUAUUUUCGAUAUCUUCAUGUAUGAGGGUCUGGAGAUUAUAUUCCGAGUAGGAAUGGCCAUUUUACAGUACAACCAGACCGACCUCAUACAGCUGGACAUGGAGGGCAUGUCACAGGAAAUAGAUUCUGAAGAAGCCACCGUCACUGAGUCACACUUCAUCACCCUGAGGCUCACUCACUUUCAGAAGGUUAUCCCUCACCAGUUUGAUAGCUGCCCUGAUAAACUCAUUCUCCGAGCUUAUCAAAUUAAAUACAACCCCAAGAAGAUGAAAAAAUUGGAAAAGGAGUAUACUACCAUUAAAAACAAAGAGAUGGAGGAACAGAUUGAAAUUAAGCGACUACGCACAGAGAACAGGCUGUUAAAACAGAGGAUUGAGACACUGGAGAAGGAGAGUGCCGCACUGGCAGACAGGUUGAUCCAGGGUCAGGUGACGAGAGCACAGGAAGCGGAGGAGAAUUACGUGAUCAAACGGGAAUUAGCAGUGGUGCGGCAACAAUGCACGACAGCCAGUGAGAGCCUGGAGAGAGCGCAGGACACCAUACGGGACUUGCAGCAACACACGUAUACAGAGCAGUUUGUGAACGGGCUGCAGGCUCAGCUCGAGCAGUCUCGCCUUCAGGAAGCAGAGCUCCUUGGUGCACUGAAGGAGAUGCAGGACAAGGUGCUGGACCUCGAGAAGAGGAGCAGCUCCCUGCCUGACGAAAUGAAUGUAGCGCAGCUCCAAGAGGAGCUGAAACAGGUCAAGCUGAGAGAGCUGGAGACGCUGCGCUCCUUCAGAGAGAUGCAGGAUGUGGUCACUGAACUCAACCAGCGCUGGCAGCACUACACAUCGCGUGGUGGCCACUGGAAAGAGUCUCCUAAGAAAAAUGCCCUGAAUGAAAUGCAGGACAAACUGAUGAGCAUGAGACUGAAAGAGGCUCAGACACAGGCUGAGGUCAAAGAGGUCAAACUUAAAAACCUGCAGCUGGAGAGCCAGAAUCAGAUCUACAGCAAGGCGAUGACCCGUCACGAGCAGGAGAGCGCUGCCCUGCAGGAGAGACUGCAGAAUGCUUUAUCACACAACAAGAGUCUGCAGAGUCAGCUCAACGAAAUGAAGAGGAAACAGGCUGAGUCAGACUGCAAGAGUAAAGAGGAGGUGAUGGCGGUUCGUCUGAGGGAGGCAGACAGUAUGGCGGCCAUGGCUGAACUCCGGCAAAAAAUAGCCGAGCUAGAAUUGCAAAAAGAGGAAGGGCUAAUCCAGGGUCAGCUGAAUCAUUCUGAUUCCAGACAGUACAUUGAUCAAUUGAGGGAACAGAUUGCUGAGCUCAAGAAUGAGAUAAGGCAGCUACGUGGUCAACCCUCCAAAUUUCAGAACUCCGGGGGUGGAGCCUAUCAGGACCUGUGUCUGGCGAGCCCAGUUUCUGCAGAAGGAGACUACCUGAGUUCAGAUGAUGAUCUCCUGCAGAGCCCGCUGCCUGGCACAGCGCUGUAUCCGCACCACACCUCGACUCAUCUGGACAGCGAGGGCAGCACUGAGAGUGACGGAGACGAGAGGAACGAACCCCACGCCACCCUUCCGUGUCAAGACACCAUGCCCACCCAGCAGCAGCUUUAUCCAGAAAUGGUGUACACCGAGGGCCCAGAGAACUGAGGGGGGUGCAGAGUGGGGGUUUGGGUGGAGCAGAGCGGGCGGAAGUAUUCAGAGGCAUGUAUUGCCCAUGGACGCCUAUGGACCGAUGAUGGCGAGAGAUUGAGUACAGACACAUGCACACACGCUGACACACUCCCAUGAGGACAGAGCUGAAAGGCAUGACUCUCGGCUGAGUCCAGGAGGAAGUCUGCAUGUAUAUACAGAACGGACUGACACAGAGGUCAUCCCUCCUUCCCUUCCUGUGUCUCCAUUCUUCCAUCUCUCCUCCUUUCCCUCUGAAAAGUUAAACUGGUUCUGAAAGGUCCACUAACACCCAUCAGCAUCAGCUUUAGGAUGCACACACUCACAUACAUGCACACAAACACACUUCAAGGGCCCUAUUUUCAUGACUAUAAUGCAGAAACAAAAGUAAUACACUUAUAUCUCAGGCAGUAAGAAUGGCAUGAUUGUGAAAAGGGUUUGGGUGUGCAUUAAUACAAUACAAGAAAGGAAGUUGGGUAAAUUUUAUUUAUGAAGCAAGUGUGCGCAGUGGUGUUUUCAUAAUCUCAUUAAGCAUCAUUACGUGUUGUUGACACUUUUCAUUGAUUCUACUCUUCUGUUAAUUACAUGAUGUGUAAAUGAUGCUUUGCUGAUUCACAUUUCGUAGCUACAACUGAUUUGUUUGGUCAGAACAAUUCCAUGUACAGUAGUAUAUAUUUAUUUUGUAUUGUUGCUUAAAGUCAAUAAGCUACAGUCUUGACAUUUGUGAUAAAGAGAGAAAAUGUAGUGACAUCUCAUUUUUCAAAGUAUGUUUGAAAAUACCACUGCAUACGUUCAUUUGGUAUUAUGAUAAAUGUCCAUGCAAACAGGAAAAAAAAAACUAGCUAAUGUGUAACCAUUAAGUUACCAAAAUAGGGCCCUUACUGUUAUCACUACCAUAAAUUUAGAGCUUGAGAUUUAUUCCUUGGUCAUUCUUUUGACUUAAUCGACUCAACUUCCCACAAGAGCGAAGAUUUUAACUGUACCACCACACUGAAUGUGUAGCAUCAGUUUUCUGGGAGUUGGACGAUAUGAAUUCGAUACACCUGAGGUGAGAGUGCAGCAGAAAGGCCGAAUAGUGAAUCCACAGUACAAGCCUCUGGCAGAGAACUACUGGGAGCACCAUGAAGUUAAAAAAGGUCAGGAGUAUUAUGUACAUUGCACACACACUUGUCUGUACAGCAGUUUUCUCUCUCCACAGAAGAGCACUUUUGACAUAUCUUGAAACAAACACCAAUCACUUUAUUAGAAGGAAGGGAAAAUAUGGACAGAAGCUUGACAUACAUGUUUAUUGUAUGUUAGUAUGUUAAUAGAUGUUAAUAGAUGCGUAGCUGAAAAAUACUAACAGUUAUCUACUGUAGCUAAUCUGUGUUUGUAUGUGUCUCUGCAAAAAAAAAAAAAAACAAGGAAUUUUUGGACGGUAAAAGUUCAUUUUGUUGUUGAAAAAGAACACAAAGCUACAAAAACAAUAUCUCAAACUUGCCAAAUUUUACAUGUUAUUUAUGUUUUUUUAGUUAGUUAUUAUUAUUAUUAUUAUUAUUAUUAUUUUAUACAUUUAUUGAGAUCAACAUAAAUAUAAAUACUUUUAUUUUCUCCUCUGUGCCAAAUUGUGGAAGCUGCAAAAAUAAUGGCAUUUAAGGUCUUCAUGAAAUGAGAGAAUUUCUAACAUGUGCUGCUAGUAUGAUUAUUUUUUUUUUAAUUUUUUUUUUAAGAUAUUCCUUAUGUUUUCAUAUAUGCACAUUUUCUAACAGUCCUAAUCCCAUGUAGUGUCAGUGUGUUAAUGCACACUAUGUGAAUACUUGAGGGUUACUUGAAUUUAAUGUUUUAUAUAUAUAUAAUAUAUAUAAUUUUCCAAGGCAAAGUCAAACCAUGCUCCCUCCUUUAAAGUGUAAAAUGUACUAAAUAAACUAGUGUGCGUUUGGUUUUGGAUUUGGCACCAAAUAUACAAUUAUUGGAAUUUUGUCAAACCUCUACCAGUGAAUAUGUGUAAAUACCACUUCAGUUUCUUUGACCAAAUUUCAAAACGUUACAAAAAAAACAUGUAUGCCAUAAAAUGAUUCAUUAGUAAAAGUAUCUUGUUAGCUUUUCUGUUACAUUUCUCUUUUUACCUUGGUUGUGUGAAAUCAGGCCACAGCGACCAUGUUCCUCAUUGUGUUGACACUUGUGGCGUCUCUUCUUAAUUGUUUCGCUUCAGUACUCAUGUAGAUUCUAUGGGAAUUUCUCUUGAGAGUACAUUUGUCUGUGAUUUCACCAGAUUUCAGCCCUGCCUUAUUCAGUUUUUCAAAUAGAUUUUUAAAUGUACUUGAAGCAUACCAUGUUCGUCUUUCAACCAGAUGUGGAUGUAUAGGGUGUAUAAUUAAGGACAGAUGUCUAAAAAGGUCAAACAUUUUCUUUCUUUUUUUAAAAAACAAAAACAAAACCUAUAUAUGUAUGGUACAUUAACAGAGUGAUGAGAGAUGCAUUUAAUGUAUACUAUAUAAAGCAAAUGAACUAUUAAGCCUGUUGUCAAAGAGCAGCAUGUCUAUUUGUGAGAGGUACAUGUUUGACUUCUGUCCUGACGAGGGUACAGGGUUUUUACAUGGAUAUGGUGUUUGACAAGCAGCUGCUGUCAUUCAGAUUGGAUGUUUUAAUCGUUUUACCCUUCAAACUACUUUUUUUUUAUAUCUUCAUAUCCACUAUAGGACAAUAAUUUCCAUAUUGUGAGAAGAAGUACAAAAAAUGUCUAUAAACCAAAAAGCAUAUUAAAAGGGGAAAAAAGGUAUUUCCAGUAUAACUAACCGAUACGAGUCAAGCAGGUAGGACUGGGACUGAAGUUACAUAUCAAUAUUAACUCCCACUGUGUUGGUGCAGGGGACUUAAUGUAGCAUUUUUUUUUAAAUUUUCACAGGAAGUUGGGCUCAUAUCUUGGCCUUCUUACAUCAUGUGUAACUGUUUUGUGGUUGACGUUUGCCUUCCAGAGAAUGUUGACCAAUCAGUGUGUAUGUGCAUGUUUGUGUGUGUGUUUGCGGAGGGACCUGUACAAAUAUCAGUUUGUUGAGUCUAAGUGAGAUCAUUGUUAGGGUGGAUAAAACUUAUAACUCAUAACACAUAAUUAUCCA